AUGAGCGGAACACAUUUUCACCUCACGCUUCCUAGCAAUGCAUCCUCAGAUAUCUUUCCCGAUAACAAGACGACAAGUUAUCGAAUCAAAUUACCUCAAGCUAUUAAUUUGAGUGGUGAAUGGGAAGUGGGUUUGUAUUCAAUAAACUACCCUCGGACAUGGUACACUCUCGGUAAUUUUGAUACCCACAUUUAUACCAGUGAUCAGAGUGGUCUUUUCAGUACUACCAUAAUCGAUUAUGGCUUUUAUGAAACAAUGCCUGAUCUGGUGAAAUCUGUUAAUAAAAAUUUGGCAAAAGAUGUGAGCGAUAACAUUAAGUUGACAUUCAAUGUUCGUACAGAAAAAGUUACGGUCCAUUUAAAAAACAAGUAUCAAUUGGUUGUAACUAAUAGAAUGUCAAUCGUGUUGGGGUUUGGUGGAAAAGAAACGAAAAUAGUGAAAACGACAACAAGUCCUUAUGCAGCUGACUUACAUGGUUUCAUGGCGAUCUAUGUAUAUUGCGAUAUUGUGCAACCUCAAAUUGUCGGAAAUACCAGUGCCAAAUUACUCAGAAGCAUUCCCGUCCAAGGAAAGUUGGGUGACGUCAUUACUAAAACGUUCACAACCAUACAAUACGUUCCAGUCCAAACCAAAUCUUUUGAAGAUGUGGAAAUAGUUUUAAGGAACGACACAGGCGAUCCAGUGCCAUUUGAACGUGGCAAGGUGGUGACGACACUACAUUUCAGACAGCGUAGUUACUUCUCCUGA
Messenger RNA from Paramuricea clavata, 747 nucleotides. The record is from the annotation of a GenBank genome assembly. Lineage: Eukaryota; Metazoa; Cnidaria; Anthozoa; Malacalcyonacea; Plexauridae.